AUGGCAGCGCUUGUACUCACCUCCCAGGCCGACUCCGGAGACACGCGUCGCCGGCGGACUCAGGCAGCUGGCGCUGGGGCUAGCGCGGCCGCAGUCAAGGCUGGGCUGCUGCGGUCGCCGCAGCUGCUCAAGCUGUCCCCGCCGCCGCUGUUGCUAGUGCUGCCGCCGCCGCCGCCGCCUCUGCCUCAGCUCCAUGCGCCGGGCCCGCCAGGUGGACGCGCCUCUCUCCCUCAGGCGCCGCCGCCGCGGCGGUGCUGGAUGGCUUCAGAGCUGUCUGGUUAUGGCCCUAAAACUCAGCGCCUCAGUGGCCGCCGGCUGCUCCUGGGGUCCGCUCUUCUACUGCACCGCCGACUGCUCCGGCCGGGGCUAUCUCACCAGUGGGCUGAGCGCACGGCGCUGGAGCCUGCUGAGCGCCGUGGCUGCGGCCGUCCGCAGGAGGGAGAGAGGAGGGCGGCUGCUACUGCCGCUAUCGCUGUUAAAGCUAUUGCUAAAUGCUGCUACUGUCGCUACUGCCACUGCUGUGGCGGCGGCUGCUGCUGCUGCUGCUGCUGA
This is a messenger RNA of Rangifer tarandus platyrhynchus (Svalbard reindeer), 552 nucleotides long. NCBI's taxonomy places the organism in Eukaryota, Metazoa, Chordata, Mammalia, Artiodactyla, Cervidae. The record is from the annotation of a GenBank genome assembly.